This is a messenger RNA of Aethina tumida (small hive beetle), 2389 nucleotides long. It is a transcript of the gene ABCB7, whose product is annotated as iron-sulfur clusters transporter ABCB7, mitochondrial. Gene Ontology annotation, biological process: intracellular iron ion homeostasis; transmembrane transport. Gene Ontology annotation, cellular component: mitochondrial inner membrane. The transcript has 10 exons. NCBI's taxonomy places the organism in Eukaryota, Metazoa, Arthropoda, Insecta, Coleoptera, Nitidulidae. Bases 42 to 2171 code for a protein of 709 amino acids. The record is from RefSeq and is a predicted model, not a curated record. Gene Ontology annotation, molecular function: ATP hydrolysis activity; ABC-type transporter activity; ATP binding.
UGGCAACACUGCGCUUUGGCAGCGGCUGGUCAUCUGCGAAAAUGGCCACAAUCAUAAAUUUAAGUCAACAUCAAUGUAAAUUACUAAAUUUAUGUUAUAAGGAAUCAUUUAGGUGUAGGAACUACAGUCAUCUUUACACAAAAAAUAAAUUAUUAUAUAACUACAUUCCUGCCAUAAAUCAACUGCAACAAUCUAGCACAAUCACAAAAGAAACAGAACCUAAAACAAAAUUGGGCGGUGGAAUACUCGCCCUAGCGUUAAAGAGAAAACCUAGUUUUAAUUUUACCAAACAACCAGCAAGAGGAUGUUUUCACCCAGGAGCUUCAGUCCUAUCCAGGGAAACCAUCCCCUUAAAUGGCAAAGCAGUGACCGGCCGCGAGAUGAUACAUGCCAUGCUGCAAUAUAUAUGGCCAAAGGAUAACAAAAUGAUUAGAGAUAGAGUGAAAUUGGCCUUAGGUUUAUUAGUAGCUGCCAAAGUUAUGAAUGUAUCUGUACCUUUUAUAUUUAAAUAUGCAGUGGAUUACCUGAACAUGGCUGGAACCAUGAACAUGGAUUCAGGUCCGGCCGCAGUAACUACUGUUGCAACCAGUAUAAUGCUCGGAUAUGGUAUUGCAAGGGCUAGUGCUGCUGGCUUCAAUGAACUUAGAAGUGCUGUCUUUGCCAAGGUCGCCCAACAUUCAAUAAGAAAAAUCGCCAAAAAUGUGUUCCUACACUUGCACAACUUAGAUUUGUCUUUUCAUUUGAGUAGACAAACUGGUGCUCUCUCUAAAACCAUUGAUAGGGGGUCAAGGGGGAUAAAUUUUGUGUUGUCUGCCAUGGUUUUCAAUGUUGUUCCAACAGCAUUUGAACUUGCAUUAGUCUCAUCAAUUCUAGGACUAAAGUGUGGUGCUGCUUUUGCUGGCAUUUCAUUGGGUUGUGUGGCAGUUUAUAGUUUGUAUACUUUAACUGUUACACAAUGGAGAACCAAGUUCAGGGUGUACAUGAAUCAAGCUGAAAAUGAAGCAGGAAACAAAGCUAUUGAUUCACUAAUCAACUAUGAAACUGUUAAGUAUUUUAAUAACGAAGAAUUUGAAGCCGACCGAUACAAUAAUGUACUUAAGAAAUACGAAUCUGCCAGUUUGAAAACGACAUCGAGUUUAGCCCUACUGAAUUUCGGGCAAAAUGCAAUUUUCAGUGCUGCCUUGAGCGGGAUUAUGAUUUUAGCAGCCCAAGAAAUUAUUAAAGGUAACAUGAGUGUUGGUGACUUGGUGAUGGUCAAUGGUCUUCUGUUUCAACUGUCCAUACCAUUAGGAUUUUUGGGUAGUGUGUACAGAGAAGUUAGGCAAGCACUAAUUGAUAUGCAGACAAUGUUUACUCUAAUGAUGAUGGACAGUAAAAUUAAGAAUAAACCACAAGCGCCUUACUUGUAUUGUGACGCCGAUUCUAGUGACAUCAAAUUCGAAAACGUCAGCUUCGAUUAUGGACCAGGCAAGACCAUCUUCAAAGACUUGACAUUUACAAUUCCCGCCGGACAGAAAGUCGCUAUUGUGGGAGGGUCAGGUGCAGGAAAGUCAACAAUUGUACGUCUGUUGUAUCGAUUUUACGAGCCGUCCCACGGUCGUAUUUUGAUUGGUAAUCAGGAUAUACGUGACGUGGACAUAAAUAGUUUGAGACGUAGCAUCUCAAUCGUACCACAGGACUCGGUCCUAUUCCACGACACCAUCCGGCAUAAUCUUCAUUAUGGCGAUUUGUGUGCUGACGAAGAGCAGGUCAUCCAAGCGGCCAAAAUGGCUGAAAUACAUGACUCAAUUAUGAAAUGGCCACAACAGUAUGAAACCCAAGUGGGUGAAAGGGGUUUGAAGUUGUCUGGCGGUGAAAAACAAAGAGUAGCAAUUGCCAGAGCUAUUCUGAAAAACUCCCCCAUCCUGGUGUUUGAUGAAGCAACCAGUUCUUUGGACUCUAUCACAGAACAUAACAUUCUUUCAGCUCUUAGGAGGGCAACUGAAGGAAGGACGAGUAUUUGUAUCGCACAUAGGUUAAGUACAAUCAUGGACGCAGAUCAAAUCUUUGUUUUAGAACAUGGCCAAAUCAGUGAAACUGGUACCCAUGAAACAUUAAUAUCAAAUCCAAAUUCACUAUAUUCUAAACUAUGGUGUACACAAAACAUUAAAGCCCUUCCAACAGAAAAAUAAUCCUAUUUUUUAUUAUUAAGUUUAAACGUGAUUAGUUUUAAGUGUAAAUAUGGUUAUAUAUUUGUUGUGAUUUAAUUUUACUUCAUUUUUCUCAUCUUUAUUUUAUUGUUGGUAUUUAUGGUGUUUAUCAACGUAUAUAUUGACUAAAUUAUUAUUUUGUUGUUGCCAAAUAUUUUGUCACCAAUGUACUAUAAGAUAAUAAAUUUAUUUUAAUUUUA